AUGUUCCAUCUACCAACACAAACCAACGCCCACCGACAUCAACCAACAACCACCAACAUCCACCAAUGCCAACCAACAUCCACCAACACCCACCCACAUCCACCAACAUCAACCAACAACCAUCAACACCCACCAACAUCCACCAACAACAACCAACACCCACCAAAACCUACCAACAUCCACCAACAUCCACCAACAACCACCAACAUCAACCAACACCAAGCAACAUCCACCAACACCCACCCACAUCCACCAACAAAAACCAAGGCCCACCAACCAAAAACCUACCACACCCACCAACAUCCCCCAACAUCAACCAACACCAAGCAACAUCCACCAAUGUCCACCAACACCAACCAACACCUACUAACACCAACCAACAUUCACCAACACCAAGCAACAUCCACCAAUGCCCACCAACACCAACCAACACCUACUAACACCCACAAACACCUACCAACGCCCACCAACACCAACCAACAUCCACCAACACCAACCAACGCCAAUCAACACCAACCAACACCCACCGACAUCAACCAACAUCCACCAACAUCCACCAAUAACCACCAACAACCACCAACAUCAACCAACAACCACCAACACCCACCAACGGCCACCAACACCAACCAACAACCACCAACAUCCACCAACAUCUACCAACAACCACCAACACCCACCGACAUCAACCAACAUCCACCAACAUCCACCAAUAACCACCAACAACCACCAACAUCAACCAACAACCACCAACAUCCAGCAACAUCAACCAACAACCACCAACACCCACCAACAUCCACCAACAUCCACCAACACCCACCAACAUCCACCAACAUCCACCAACAUCAACCAACAUCUACCAAUGCCAACCAACAUCUACCAACACCCACCAACAUCCACCAACAUCCACCAACAUCAACCAAUGCCCACCAACGCCCUCCUACAUCCACCAACGCCCACCAACACCCACCAAUGGCCACCAACACCAACCAACAACCACCAACAUCCACCAACAUCUACCAACAACCACCAACACCCACCGACAUCAACCAACAUCCACCAACAUCCACCAAUAACCACCAACAACCACCAACAUCAACCAACAACCACCAACAUCCAGCAACAUCAACCAACAACCACCAACACCCACCAACAUCCACCAACAUCCACCAACACCCACCAACAUCCACCAACAUCCACCAACAUCAACCAACAUCUACCAAUGCCAACCAACAUCUACCAACACCCACCAACAUCCACCAACAUCCACCAACAUCCACCAACAUCAACCAACAUCCACCAACACCAACCAACAUCUACCAACAUCCACCAACACCAACCAACACCAACCAACGCCCACCCACAUCCACCAAAGCCCACCAACACCAACUAACACCCACCAACAUCCACCAAUGCCCACCAAUGCCCACCAACACCAACCAACAACCACCAACAUCCACCAACAUCUACCAACAACCACCAACAUCAACCAACAACCACCAACAUCCACCAACACCCACCGACAUCAACCGACAGCCACCAACACCCACCCACAUCAACCGACAUCCACCAACAUCAACCAACAACUACCAACACCCACCAACAUCCACCAACAUCCACUAA
Molecule: messenger RNA, 1620 nt
Organism: Oreochromis niloticus (Nile tilapia)
Lineage: Eukaryota; Metazoa; Chordata; Actinopteri; Cichliformes; Cichlidae
Product: mucin-2-like
Exons: 1
Coding region: 1-1620 (539 amino acids)
Source: RefSeq, a predicted model, not a curated record